Molecule: messenger RNA, 596 nt
Organism: Anopheles cruzii
Lineage: Eukaryota; Metazoa; Arthropoda; Insecta; Diptera; Culicidae
Gene: Taf13
Product: transcription initiation factor TFIID subunit 13
Exons: 2
Coding region: 125-526 (133 amino acids)
Biological process (GO): transcription by RNA polymerase II
Cellular component (GO): transcription factor TFIID complex
Molecular function (GO): protein heterodimerization activity
Source: RefSeq, a predicted model, not a curated record
ACGUAAACACAAAACCUUCUACGACGCUCUUCACAGAAAGCUACAGCAGAAGAUAAUCAGUUAAUAAAUAUAUGUUUUAACCGCUGAGUUUGUGUUCGAUUCGUGGUUUUGGCUUUUGGAAAGAAUGGCCGCUCCUCAACCAGAAGAAGGAUUUGAUCAAGCAGAGUUCGAAGAUGACGAUCUUGGUGAGGUACAGAUCGAAACCUCCUCCGGCCGAAAACGUUUGUUCAGCAAGGAGCUGCGCUGCAUGAUGUACGGCUUCGGUGACGAUCAGAAUCCUUACACCGAAAGCGUCGACCUUCUGGAGGACUUAGUGGUCGAGUUCAUCACCGAAAUGACGCAUCGUGCAAUGGAAAUCGGCCGCACGGGGCGAGUUCAGGUAGAAGACAUCGUAUUCUUAGUGCGCAAGAACUCCCGGAAAUAUGCGCGCGUCAAGGAUUUACUCACGAUGAACGAGGAGCUGAAACGCGCCCGAAAGGCAUUCGAUGAAAUCAAAUAUGUCGGCGCAGAAGCGAAGAUCAAGUAGCCAUGGCGGGCAACUUCUUUCAUUUUAUUUUUCCCACAAUAAAUUGGACUUUACUUGUAGAGUGCUUUUA